AUGUUAGAGCAAGAAGGGAAUGGCUUGUUUGAAAUAUCAGAUUAUGAGCAUGUAGAAGAUGACACUUUUUCUCCCUUCCCACCUCCAGCCUCUCCUGAGAGAGAUCCUGCAGAAGCUGAACCUGAUGAAGAAUUAGGGAGUGGAGCACCUGUUCCUGUACCACCAAAGAGAACAGAUAAAAAGAAUCUACCCAAGCUAGAUUCCACUAGAUUAGCUUCAGAGAGAGGGCUUUCAGCCUUAAGACAUGUGUUUGAUAAGACAAAAUUCAAGGGGAAAGGUCUUUUAGCUGAAGACUUGAAAACACUAACCAGACACAUGGAGCACUGGGCACAUAGGCUAUUCCCCAAACUACAUUUUGAAGAUUUUAUUGACGGAGUUGAAUACCUAGGAAGUAAAAACGAGGUUCAGAUCGGUUUGAAACAAACUCGGCUUGAUCUCCCUAUUGUACAUGAAGAUUAUAUUAGCAAUCAUGAUGAAGCUGAAGAAACUGAUACCCUUGAUUGUUGGGAACUGAACUCAUGGCCUUGCCAGACAAGCACUGUAGUGCGGACAAGCAAUGUUCCACUGAGCCGUCUCCCUGCCCCAGAACAGACAGUUGCUUUUACGGCACUAAUUCUCAAGUAG
This is a messenger RNA of Peromyscus californicus insignis, 624 nucleotides long. RefSeq names its product TIMELESS-interacting protein-like. The record is from RefSeq and is a predicted model, not a curated record. Gene Ontology annotation, cellular component: nucleus; replication fork protection complex. Bases 1 to 624 code for a protein of 207 amino acids. Gene Ontology annotation, biological process: DNA damage response; replication fork processing; replication fork arrest. Gene Ontology annotation, molecular function: DNA binding. The transcript has 2 exons. NCBI's taxonomy places the organism in Eukaryota, Metazoa, Chordata, Mammalia, Rodentia, Cricetidae.